This is a messenger RNA of Seminavis robusta, 754 nucleotides long. Lineage: Eukaryota; Bacillariophyta; Bacillariophyceae; Naviculales; Naviculaceae. The record is from the annotation of a GenBank genome assembly.
UGUUCGAUGUUGUUCUUGACUGAAUCUUGCCAACCUUACCAUAUCUUUUUGGCGCUGUUGUUUGGUGGGUGACCAGAUCCAGUCUCAUAGCUUCGGCUCUUGCUAUUCUAAAACACUGUGCUUUACGUCAAUUCAUCACUGACCAUGGAAGGCCUCCGCCACUCCCUCUUGGCCCCGUCGGGAGCCACCGUUGUCAUUAUUUUUGGAACCCUCGAUGCCAUGAUGACCAUGAUCAAGACCAAAUAUUCCGCGAAGGACGACAAUGGCAAGAUGCUCUUCCCCCAUCCCUUUGCCCCAUGGACCAAGGUCGAUCCUAAAUACGAAGAUCAAGCGGACAAAGCGUUACGGGCCUGGCGAAUGUUUGAGAACGUAAAGGAAUGGACUUUCAUGAGUCUUCCACUCAUGUGGAUUUUUGCCGGGUUUGCUGGUAGUAUUCCCAAGGUGACGGACCAAAUGGUUGACAUUGCUGUGGUGACUUCGACAAUUGGCUACUGUUACGGCAACUACCUGUUCUCCAAAGGGUACAUCGAAUCACCGGAGAAACGUCUGAAAGGUUUCAAUGUGAGAACAAAUGUCGUCAAGUUCUGGUUGGGUGGCUCUGCCAUUGCAGUGGUUUGCACGGCUUUGCAAAAGUACGGAGUCUUGACGAUUUCGUAAAUAGAGCUUUGCUGAUGCACAUGGCAACACCAACAAUGGCAAUUAUUAGAGUAGCCAAGUGCCAAGUAAGCUUGUAAAUGAUUCAGUUAUCAUCACC